CUCUGAUUGGACAAUUGUCGUGUGGGUGGAGACUACAGCGUUAUUUACUGUCUGUCUUUCAAAUGAAAUUCUACUUCUGUGGGGGCGGAGCCACCUGACAUCAUCCUGUGAAACAAACUGAUCAAUAACCAAUCAGGUUUAUUUCCUUCUUUAUACGCGCUUCCUUCUUCCUUUCCUUCUUUAUUCUUCCUUUCCUUCUUCCUCCUUUAUACUUCCUUCUUUAUACUUCUUCCUUUCCUUCUUUGUGCUUCCUUCUUCCUCCUUUAUACUUCCUUUUUUCUAUACUUCUUUAUUCAUGCUUCCUUCUUUCCUACUUUAUACUUACUUUUCUUCUUUAUACUUCUUCCUUUCCUUUGUGCUUCCUUCUUCCUUUCCUUCUUUAUACAUGCUUCCUUCUUUCUUUCCUUCUUUAUACAUGCUUCCUUCUUUUUUCCUUCUUCCAUCCUCCUUUGUCACCUUGUUUCAUUCCUUACCUUCUGUCUUCUUUAUCACCUACCUAUCUUUUCUUUCUUUGUGGUUCCUUGCCUCCUUCCUUCCUUGCUGUUGUCUGCUGACAUUGCACAGCUCUGCCAAUAACGUUUAAGAGGGUUGACUGUUAAUCUGUCAGAUUAGCGACGUUAGCAGUUUGCUGUUAAUCUGCUCAGUGGAGAAAAUGGACACGAGGAGGACGCUCAUAUUCUCAGCCGUGCUGUUAGCGACGCUGACGUCAGCGUUUGUUGAAGAACUCGAUGACUCCUUCUUGACGACGAGAACAGUCGACGACAUUUGGAUCAUUAAAUUCUACGCCCCCUGGUGUUCACUCUGUAAACAGCUGGAUCCUGUUUGGCAUCAGAUCGGCUCAGAACUCAAAAGUCUCGGUUCUCCGGUCAACAUCGGCAAAUGUGACGCCACUGCUAACAUCGGUUUGGCCAAAGAGUUCAGGGUCAAAGGUUAUCCAGCCAUCCUCAUGUGGAAGAAACAUUUGAAAUAUAAUUAUUCAGGACCAAGAACCAGAGACGCAAUUCUGGACUUUACACACCGAGUGGCUGGGCCAGUGGUUCGAUCCCUGAACAGUCUGCAGAUUUUCCAGCACGCCAUAAACCGCCAUGAUAUCAUGUUUGUAUAUGUUGGUGCAACAUCACCUCUGAAGGGAAACUUCACGUCUGUUGCAGAGGAGUUGAUCGUCCACACACACUUCUUCUCUGCUGCCAGAGAUGUCCUGCCCAAGGACGUGUCUCUGUCCUCUCUUCCAACUGUCCUGCUUUUCAAAGACACAACGUUUCACACCUACACAGAGGAGAAUGAUGGAGAUCUGAGGUCAUGGGUCAACAGAGAACGCUUCCCUUACUUCUCCAAAAUCGACAGCUUCACGCUGUAUGCCAUGGGAGAGUCAGGUAAACUGGUGGCGUUAGUACUGCUGGAGGAGAGUAGCCUGUGUGAGGAGAGUGAGAGGUUAAAAGAUCUGCUGAGAAAAGUGACGUCAGAACAGAGACACGUGUACAGCAGACAUUUCUACUUUGGCUUCAUGACAGGAAAUGACUACAUCAAAGGUCUAAUAAUGAGUGAUGUCAUCGAGCCGUCAUUUGUUGUGGUUAAUUUGUCCAAUGACGGCUACUUCCUGCCUCAUGUCCCUGUGAAGACAGAGCGUCAGCUGCUGGACUUCCUGGAUGGUGUGGUGGACGGUGGCUUGCAGUGUCAGGGAGGAAACAAUGUCGUCCAGCGAAUCAAACGCCUCAUUUAUGAAGCUAAAGCUAUGCUAACACUCCUCUUCACACAGGUGCCUCUGCUCAGCUUCUUCCUGCUCAGUUUCACGCUCGCCAUUGCUGCAGCCUUCUUUUACCUGUGCUGUAAGCCCCGCCCCCCCACAAGCGAUGACGACAGUGACGUGGCAGCGGUCAAAAACAUGGCCAAGAACAAGAAGACGGAGUGAAAUAUUUGUUACAGUGUCACGUGACCUGAGUCUGUGGAUGAAAUAAAAUAGUUUAACACUGUU
Molecule: messenger RNA, 1972 nt
Organism: Solea solea (common sole)
Lineage: Eukaryota; Metazoa; Chordata; Actinopteri; Pleuronectiformes; Soleidae
Product: protein disulfide-isomerase TMX3-like
Exons: 17
Coding region: 653-1909 (418 amino acids)
Biological process (GO): peptidyl-cysteine oxidation
Cellular component (GO): endoplasmic reticulum
Molecular function (GO): protein disulfide isomerase activity
Source: RefSeq, a predicted model, not a curated record